Molecule: messenger RNA, 1603 nt
Organism: Condylostylus longicornis
Lineage: Eukaryota; Metazoa; Arthropoda; Insecta; Diptera; Dolichopodidae
Gene: Ppox
Product: protoporphyrinogen oxidase
Exons: 1
Coding region: 109-1545 (478 amino acids)
Biological process (GO): heme biosynthetic process
Cellular component (GO): mitochondrial inner membrane
Molecular function (GO): protoporphyrinogen oxidase activity, oxygen as acceptor
Source: RefSeq, a predicted model, not a curated record
UGAAAAUGUAUGUAUGUAGCUUCAGGAUUUUUAAUUAUGUAAACCAUGUGGUGUUUUUUAAAAUUAUAAUAUAAAAAAGUGGAAAGAUAUUGUUUUGUAGGAAACAAUAUGCCUACAAUAUUGGGUGGAGGUGUGGCUGGUUUAUCAGCAGCUUAUUAUUUAACAAGUAGGCUUGCAAAGAAAAUUGAAUUAUUUGAAAAAUCAACUCGAUUAGGCGGGUGGGUUCGUUCAGAGUCACAUCCUGAAAAAUCCUUGGUUUUCGAAUUUGGACCUCAUACAAUUCGUUCAAAAGGCUUAGGAGCUUCUACCACAAUGGAAUUAGUGGAGCAAUUAGGCUUAGAAACAGAUAUUUAUCCUAUAGGCUGCUCUUCCGAAGCUUCUAAAAAUCGAAUGAUAUAUGUUAAAAACAAUCUCUGUACUUUACCAUCAAGUUUAAUAGACAUGUUUAAAACAACUCCACCAUUUUCCAAACCUUUAGUAAGCGGAUUUCUUCAAGACCUCCGAGCCCCCUCUGUAAAGCAUAGUUUAGAUGAUGAAUCCAUUUACAAUUUUUGUAAAAGACGAUUUGGGGGAGAAAUAGCAGAUUAUAUCAUUAGUUCAAUGAUAUGUGGCAUUUGUGCUGGAGAUGCCAAAGAAAUUAGUGUAAGAUUUAUAAUGAAUGAUCUAUUUGAGAAAGAACAGAGACAUGGCGGAGUUUUAAAAGGUUUGAUAAAGGACUAUUUCUCAAAAGAAAUUAAAAAAAUGUCAAAUAUGGAGCGUUUCGCUCUAAUGUCUAAGGACGCCAAAUUAGUGGAAUCGGCAAGGAAAAAUAACUGGAGUAUAUAUUCGUUUAAAAAUGGAAUGGAGACUUUAAUAAAUAGUUUGAAUAGUAAUAUAAAAUCUAAAGGUGUUACAGUAAACACUAACUCUGAAUGUAAACAAAUAACGUUUACAACAAAUGGUGCUGUUAUCAAUAUAAAUGGAAAAGAAAUUGAGACUGAUCACAUUAUUGGCGCCAUACCUAGUUUUAAAUUAGCUGAACUAGUGAAAUUGCAGCAUCCUUUUUUAAAUAAUCAGCUAAAAGAUAUUCAAUAUGUCGAUGUCGCUGUUGUUAAUUUAAAAUUCUGUAGUAAAGAUUUAUUAAAAAAUGACGCUUUUGGACUAUUAAUACCACCAUCAGAAAAUAUUCCCAUUCUAGGAGUUAUAUUUGACAGUUGUGUUUUCAAUAUGUCUGGAACCGUUCUUACUGUAAUGAUGGGAGGAAAGUGGUUUGAAAAAUAUCUUGGAAAAAAUCCAUCUCAAAGCGAAAUAUUAGACAUAGCUUUGGAACAAACUGCAAAGAUUUUACAUAUAAAUGAAAAGCCUGAUAUGUUUCGUGUUAACAUUCUUAGGAAUUGUAUUCCACAAUACACAGUCGGACAUAAAAAGCGAAUUGAAGAAGUAAGAAAUUACAUUGAAAAAAACAAUUUAGCAGUAUCAUUGUGUGGCGCUGCUUAUGAUGGUGUUGGGAUCAAUGACGUAAUUUUAUCUGCAAAAACUCAAGCAUAUUCACUUCUUAAACUAUAAAAAAUUUAGUAAACGGUAUUGAUUUAAUAAUAAAAUGUUGAUCAUUGUUUCAAUUUUA